AUGAGCCCCCUGAUCGCCAUAGCGAAGCUCCGGGUCCUGCUGUCUCCUCCAACACCUUCCGCUCUCCUCCAGCUGUUGCCAACAGCCACUGGUGGUGGGCGGCGGAUGGGGGCGGAGUGCGGGUGGAGGAUCCGUGGGCAACCUGGCCCCUCCUCUGCUUUCUCCAUCUCCUCAUGGUCCACCACCUCAUGGUCCACCACCUCAUGGUCCACCACCUCAUGGUCCACCUCCUCCCCCGUGUUCGCCUCCUCCCCCUCCUCUUCCACCUCUUCGUCCCCUACGAACCCGGCGACCCGAGUUUCAUCCCCGGCCGCGGCUAACGCCUCAUUCUACUCCACCUCCUCCUCGCCCCCCCCCACCUCGUCGCACCCCCCUGUGCCCGCCCCGGCUGGUCGCCGUGGCGACGCCGCGUGGGCCGUGGGCGACCGCGCCGAGAUGCGCCGCGUCUUCACGCCGCGCGACGUGGCCGACUUCGCGAGGCUCACGGGCGACACCAACCCCGUGCACGACGCCGUCGGCGUCGCGCCGGGCCGGGCGGUGGUGCACGGCGUGCUGCUGCUGGGGCUGGUGUCGGCGCUGCUGGGCACGCGGCUGCCCGGCGCCGGCUGCGUGCUGGCAUCGUCGCGCCUGCGCUUCCCGGCGCCGCUGCUCACCGGCGACGAGGUGACGGCGAGCGCCACGGUGGAGCGCGCGCGCGAGCACAGCCUCCUGCUGCGAGUGCUGUGCACGACCGCCGCGCCACAGCCGUCUGCGGAACCGCUGACGACGCAGCGACCGGGACAAUCGCGUCCGUCACCGUCUCCCCAGGCGGGAGCGAGCGGCGAUGGGGCGGCGACGGUGGUGGUGCUGGAGGGGGAGGUGUUGGUGAUGUUGCCGCGUGACCCCACUCAUUGAUCCCCUCCCUGCUAGCAGGGUCUGGUCGCUUGCGCGAGCGACUGCCCUCGAAGUGUUUUGCCAACUCCGUUACAAAUCAAGAUUGUGAACUACCUGUGAUGGUAAUGCGUCUGUAAUCCUUGACAGAAAAUUGUUAAAUAUUGUGUUGUGUAUUACAAUAUUUAUCCUGCGCUGUGUACGAUAGGGUUUUGGGUCUAACUAGGGACCCAUAGAGAGAGAUGGGGGGGGGGGGGCCCUUGCCUGUAAACAUCAGUGAAACACUGAAUAUCGAAACCGGAAACUAUGCACUGCCAGUAGAAAGGCCGUGUGGCUGAUGGGAUGUGUUAAAAAAUACGAAUUAAUAUUUCAUGUGAAGGGCUCCACUGAGUUGUAAUUCCUCCGGUCAGUGUUGUCCUGUUUGAAUAGAAGAGUGAUUGACGCAUCG
Messenger RNA from Lethenteron reissneri (Far Eastern brook lamprey), 1318 nucleotides. It is a transcript of the gene HTD2, whose product is annotated as hydroxyacyl-thioester dehydratase type 2. Gene Ontology annotation, molecular function: (3R)-hydroxyacyl-[acyl-carrier-protein] dehydratase activity. NCBI's taxonomy places the organism in Eukaryota, Metazoa, Chordata, Hyperoartia, Petromyzontiformes, Petromyzontidae. Gene Ontology annotation, cellular component: mitochondrion. Gene Ontology annotation, biological process: fatty acid biosynthetic process. The record is from RefSeq and is a predicted model, not a curated record.